Mercenaria mercenaria is the source of this 978-nucleotide messenger RNA. RefSeq lists its product as uncharacterized. Lineage: Eukaryota; Metazoa; Mollusca; Bivalvia; Venerida; Veneridae. The coding region runs from base 1 to 978 and encodes 325 amino acids. The record is from RefSeq and is a predicted model, not a curated record. The transcript has 2 exons.
AUGGAAGAUUUUCAUAAAGAAGAGUUGUCUUUGUUCACUACACCCCCAGCAACCACGGCAGUACAAUCGAGAGAGUGGAUCACUUAUCGUCCAGUAAAUCAAGUCACCACCUUAUCGGCACUCGAAUUUAACAUACCCGAUACCGGAAACGUUGGCACCAAUGACGGUAAAACAGGAAAUAAUAACGGGUUGUUUUACAGAUGUGCGCUAUUUAAAGGCAGUACAAUUGUGGAAAUGGAAGGACCAUUACAUAUCGAUUUGUUUCAACAACCCAAGUUUCUCAUCAAUGGAGUCGCUGUAGGCAUUAAACUACAUCUUUACCGCGACGCCUUCACAUUAAUCACUGACAGCCCUUCUCCUGACUAUCGCGUAAAAAUAGCGGACGCUCAUUUCAAACUCUGUAUUCAGCGGAUGAAAAGUGACGUAUUAGUAGCGCACGACAAUCUCAUUCAAGGCAUGUCAGCCAUUUACCCUUACUUACGCACAGAGAUCAAGACGACGUCCAUUGCUUCGGGUCAAUUUAGUUACAGCGCUGACGAUAUAUUUCAAGGACUGGUUCCAUGUAAACUGAUAGUAGGCCUGGUUCCUAGUGCGGCAUUUAAUGGCGAUUACGCGCACAACCCAUUCAACUUCAAGCAUUAUAACUGUAGUUCCAUAGGCCUAUACGUCGAUGGACAAUCGGUACCUUCACAACAGAUGCAACCAAAUUAUUCGGCGGAUCAAUACACGGAGUGUUACAGAACUUUGACUCUGUUUAGGAACGACAUUAACAUUUCGGUCCAAGAUUAUAAGAAGGGAUAUUGUCUGUACGUUAUUGAUGUAGAUCCUUACUACUCGUUUAGCACUAAAAGGAAGGGACAUUGUCGACUAGAAAUCAAAUUUGCUGAGGCAUUACCAGAGAGUGUGACACUGAUUAUGUACGCCACCUUCCCAGAAGUACUGUAUAUCAACAGUGCCAGGGGCGUCUAUUUCAAAUGA